AUGCUGCGACAGGGUUCACGUUUCCUCCUGAGCCGAGCUUCCGCCGCCUCGAUGAGGUGUAGCCGCCCAUUUUCCACCGAUCUACCGGCGGAGACCGCGGGAGAUUCCAAGUUCGUCGAGGCCUGGAAGAAAGUGAUGCCGAAUAUGGAUCCACCGAAAACCCCCUCGGCCUACAUGGCUCCUCGCCCGCCGACCCCAUCCACAAUCCCGUCAAAGCUGACCGUCAAUUUCGUUCUUCCGUACAAUUCCGUGUUGUCCGGCAAAGAGGUUCGCUCUCACAUACUCGCAACCCUUGAGAUAUCUUUCCUUUUUUUACUUCCAGUUGUUCUUUUCUCCGGAGGUUUGGAUUCUUUUUACCAGUUCAGCUGUGAAAUGGAUUUGUUAUUGUAUGAGGGACUUAUGAAGAAUUGGUGCUCAUGGUUUGAUCUAUCUUUAGCUGCGUGUGUUUCGAGAAAAAAAGAUUUUGAAUACGUGUGGUGGGUGAGGUCUAAUUGGGAGGAAAUGCAACGGUAUAAAGUUGAUAUGGUCAUUAUUCCUGCAACUACAGGGCAGAUGGGUGUUUUGCCUGGUCACGUACCGACAAUUGCGGAGCUUAAACCCGGGAUUCUAUCUGUUCACGAAGGUAAUGAUGUGACCAAGUACUUUGUUAGCGGCGGUUUUACUAUCAUCCAUGCAAACUCUGUUGCCGAUAUUGCGGUUGUUGAGGCCACCCCAGUUGACCAAAUUGAACCAAACUUGGUUCAGACAGGCCUUGCUAUUUACCAGCAUAAGCUAAACUCAGCGACAACUGAACUUGAAAAAGCUGAAGCUCAAAUUGGGGUCGAUGUGCACAGCGCUCUCAAUGCAGCUCUUACUGGUUAAGAGGCUAAACACAGGGCUGAUUUAUAUCAUGUCUUUCGACGAAUCAAAUGUUUUUUUUUUUUUUUUUUUUUUUUUUUUAU
Molecule: messenger RNA, 941 nt
Organism: Striga asiatica
Lineage: Eukaryota; Viridiplantae; Streptophyta; Magnoliopsida; Lamiales; Orobanchaceae
Source: the annotation of a GenBank genome assembly